AUGGGGGCGCCGCUGACCAUGGGUGCUGAUACUGAGCUACUAACUGACACUGCAAAGCUUUACAAGGCCGCAUUAGGUAAUUGUUUUGAAAUAGAUGACUGGGGCCCGAUUGAGUUCUCCAUCAUGGCAAAGCAUUUUGACAGGCAGGGGAAACCACCCUAUGCAUACCACGCUAAAUACCUGGCACAUCUCCUCUCCCAUGGGCAACUCGACGGAAGUGGUUAAAUGCAGGAUACAUUGUUGGUAGAAUCAGUGGAACAAGAAUUUCAGUAGACCUUGUACAAAAGUCUUAUCUUGCUAUAACACUGAGUUCAGACUGCGUUGGCCAACAAAUUGCAGAGCUGCAAUUUAGGCCAUCAACUGGUACAAUAUCAUACCGAAUUUGUAUGUGUCACGCAACAAUUUCUGAAAAACAUGACGCUGUCCUGUUGGAGCAUUUAACUGUGUCCUUCCGUUGUUGAAUAAUACUAUGGAUGCCAAGGCAUGUAAUGGUC
Panicum virgatum (switchgrass) is the source of this 494-nucleotide messenger RNA. RefSeq lists its product as uncharacterized. Bases 1 to 225 code for a protein of 74 amino acids. The record is from RefSeq and is a predicted model, not a curated record. NCBI's taxonomy places the organism in Eukaryota, Viridiplantae, Streptophyta, Magnoliopsida, Poales, Poaceae. The transcript is spliced from 4 exons.